CACACCGUUUUGGCCUUAUUGGUUAGGGUUUAUGUUGUUGAUUAUCAAAUUACUGUUCUAACAUUGUAAAAAUAUUCAUCCUAUAGUAGUUGCUGACCAAUUUCGAGCUGGAAGAACUGAAAGUAAGUUUAUGUACUUACAUCAACAGUCAACACUUUGUUUCAAUCGAAUCUACGGCUGUGUAAUUGUGUUGUUCUAAGUUUUAUCUUCUGGUUUUGAACAGAAGCGCCAAAGAAAAAGGUUGAUAAACUGAUAGCAUGUUAGAAAUGGAGGAUGAACAGAUUGUUUGAAUUCUUUGAAAGUCGUGAUUUACUAUUAAAAUUGAAGUAUUUAUAUGGUACAAAUCGAACACUCAAUUGGAUGAAAUUCAGAAAUAAGAAAUCAAAGAAUGUCUGUGAAAAUGUUCUUCAAGAUUGUACCAAAAAAAUGACAAAAAAACGGAUUUAUGAUCUCUGUCUGAAAACUGUCAUAUGGCAGUUUCAAACUGUCAUAAAACCAUAAAAACUAACAUAAAAAUGAAUUUUUAGAUAAGGGUCAAACCAAUGUAACUCGACCCCAGGGGUUCUGCCCCUUGGCCCCGCCAGGGGCUGCCGCCCCUUGGACCCCGCUUCCACGAAACCGAUUAAUUCCCCGCCUGGUAUUCCUCUGUUCCUGAUCACGAAACCGAUUAAUUUCAGCAAAUUCGAUUUACUUCGUUUCUUAUGAUUUUUCUUUUGAAUGUAGAUAUGUUUUGAUUAAGUUCGAUUAAAUAUUUAGCGUUGUCCAUCUAAUUUGGGAAAAAUACUCUUAGAUUUUAUUUCAUCAAAUGAACGAGAGAUUGUAGCGAUUUCCCUUUAGAUCUGUGGUGUGGAGAGAUAAAUGGUGGUAAAGAUAGAUUCGCCAUUCGCCAUUCAACAACAACAUCCAACGCCAUCCUCCCAAUUCACAGCCUCGUAUACCACCCUUCUUAUGGAAGCUCCUAAUCCUAUACACAACUCUCCUAAACCCUUUCAAAAUGCAAACCUUCUUCUUCAUCGGUGGCCUGCUUUUCAUCUUCUACGUAUCUUCAUCCUCCCUUGCAUCAACCGGUCAACACCUCACAACUUUAAAACAACCCUUCCUUGCAUCAACCAGUCAACAACUCACAGCUUUAAAACAAACCGACCUUCAACCAGAAGAUUUUAAAUUAAAGGUUGAUCCCACUUUACAUUUUGAAAACCCUAGGCUUAUGAAAGCUUAUUGCGCCUUACAAGAAUGGAAGAAAGCAAUCUACUCAGAUCCACAAAACCUCACAGGAAACUGGGUAGGCCCAAAUGUGUGUUCAUACGAAGGGGUGUUUUGCUCUCAUGCUUUAGAUGAUCCAAACAUUCUAACAGUUGCUCUCAUUGAUCUCAACUAUGGAGAUAUUGCUGGACAGCUUGUUCCUCAUAUUGCAUUAUUAAGCGACCUCGGUGUAUUCCAUAUCAAUUCCAACAGAUUCUGUGGGGUUAUCCCUGAAACCUUCUCAAAACUCAACCUCCUGUUUGAAUUCGAUGUCAGUAACAAUCGUUUCGUGGGCCCUUUCCCUAAAGUUGUAUUGGACAUGCCUCAUUUGAGGUUUCUUGACAUAAGAUACAACGAAUUCGAAGGCAAAUUACCUCCUGAAUUAUUUGACAAACGCCUGGAUGCCAUUGUUAUCAACAACAACCGAUUCCAUUCCACCAUUCCAGAAAACAUCGGGAAUUCACGCGUUUCCAUGCUUGUUCUUGCAAACAAUAAGUUCACAGGUUGCAUACCUAAAAGCUUUGGAAACAUGCCACGUUUAGAACAAGUUUCUUUCUCCAAUAACCUUCUAACUGGUUGUAUACCCGAAGAGAUUGUGAAUCUUCAGGGGUUGAUAUUGUUUGAUGUGAGUAACAACAAAUUCAUCGGGAAACUUCCGAAAAAUUUACACACGUUGAAAAGAGUCGAGAGGUUUGACUUUUCAAACAACCGGUUGACCGGAACGAUUCCUAAAAGCAUUUGCAGCAUGCCUGCACUUUUGGACUUUAGAAUCUAUAGGAACUAUUUUCAUGAGAUUAGUGGAGAAUGUGAUAAGCUUGUGGAUGAAAAGCUGCUUUCUAUGAAGGAGAAAGACAAUUGCUUCCCUAAAAGAUCCCAUCAAAAACCCGAUAAAAUUUGUUCUCAAAUGAUGAACAUUCAAGUUGAUUGCAAAAAUGUAGGCUGUAGUACACCACAAAACAACGUUGUUGAACCAGGAAACCGGAAAAUAACACCACAUAAACUGAAACCACCACCACAAAAGGUUCAUCCACCACCAACACCUGUCCCACAACCACCAAAACCAACCACCAAGCCACCACCAGUGGUCCGAGGACACUAGAUGUUAUUAGAACACUUAUUUUUUUGGUAGAAAACAACUCUUUGUAGACUAACUUGUAUUAAACAACUAAUGAGAAAAGUUUUACAUUUCACAUUUCACAUUUCAUUCAUCUUUGACAUUUUUUCUGGUUAUUAUUACAUAUAAUAAUAUUAUUAGCUAUAAAGCUAGUGAAUAGCUGCUUGAAUCAUCUCCACUACAGUUCCCAUGGAAGGGCGUUGUUUGGGGUCAGACAAAAGGCACACCUCCGCGAUCAUAAUCAUGCCGGAGGCGGAAACAUUUUCUUCAACACCUGACAUUCGUCUAUCGGGAACACCUUUCAAUCCUUCUCUAUUUUUUUUCUCCAUUACAUAUUGCCCUAAAUUAGUCACCGAAGGUUUCUUUCCUGUAAUUAUCUCCAACAUCAAAAUCCCAAAACUGUAAACAUCGGAUGCUUGGCUAAAUGACUUUGAGAUACUUCGUGUUCGUGUUAAUUCAGGCGCCAUUCGACCACAGUUUCUUCUGAUAAUCGUGGAAGCAGAGAUAAGAUACGGCGUUUCAUAGCUAGAAAGACGAGGUGAGAAAUCGCUUUGUAUUAGAAAGUUAGAUGAUUUUAUCACCCCGCAGAGAAGUCCUCGACUGUGAAUCGACGCUACUGCUUUCGCUGCUCCGAGCACUAUUUGCUGUCUGAUUUCCCAGUUUAACGGCGUAAAUUGAACGCCUUCGCUUCCUGAGAAAUUAAAAACGAUUAAAGGUAAAAAGUUAGAAACCCUAGUUUUUGGUUAUGGGAUUGCUUACCAUGUAGGAGCUCCUCCAAGCUGCCUAAACAUAAGUAGUCAUGAAUAACGAAAGCUUCGCCGCCGUACCAAAAACCAAAUCGGAGCGGCAACAACCACCGGUUGCCACUAAGGCCGCCGAAAAACUUAACCCAGUGCUCGAAAUUGCUGCCAUGGGUGACGUUUUUACAGAUCUUUCUUAUUGUGAUAAUGGAGCCGGAGUCGAGGACGACUUUGUAAAGUGUGCCUAAGGAGCCCUCGCCGAGUCUGUUCUUGGGGAGUUGAAUGAGAUCGGAGGGGUUGAAGGCUGUGAUGGUUUCAUGGUCUCCGAAGAUGAUUUUGGUGGGAAGUGUGAUUUUGACUUGUAAGGAGAUCGGGGUUUGGUUUGUGAGUUGGGUUGUGGUGGGUUUGGUGAGUUUGGUGGAGAUGAAGGCUAUGGCUCUCUGGAGAGUACAUAUGAAGAACAUUAUGAGAAGUAAGAAGAACUGCCAUGCGUGAUCGAUGUUCUUCAUUGUUUGUGAGUGAGAGGUUUGGAGAUUCCAGAGCAGCCAUUGGUUGAUGAUGAAUUUGAGUGAUGUGCAUAGAUGUUUUCACCUGAAUCUUUGAAAUCAUCCUAUAGACAGCUAAUUUUAUGUUUGUAUUCUUAGAAUCGGAGUAUAUAUAUAGAUUGCGUCAUCUGUGUUUAAUUUUAAUUGUAAAAUUGUAAUUGUAAUUACUCAACAUAGAAGUAGUACCCAAGUUAUUCCUUUUCUUUUGUCGCAGAUUCAGAAUCUGAUUAAAAUAGCUACGAAGAAAUUAAAUUUGAAUAAUGUGUCAUGGAGUAA
This is a messenger RNA of Lactuca sativa (garden lettuce), 3917 nucleotides long. RefSeq lists its product as uncharacterized. The record is from RefSeq and is a predicted model, not a curated record. Lineage: Eukaryota; Viridiplantae; Streptophyta; Magnoliopsida; Asterales; Asteraceae. Gene Ontology annotation, molecular function: protein binding.